This is a messenger RNA of Ceratina calcarata, 3090 nucleotides long. RefSeq names its product LMBR1-like protein lilipod (gene lili). NCBI's taxonomy places the organism in Eukaryota, Metazoa, Arthropoda, Insecta, Hymenoptera, Apidae. Gene Ontology annotation, cellular component: plasma membrane. The coding region runs from base 303 to 1892 and encodes 529 amino acids. The transcript has 9 exons. Gene Ontology annotation, biological process: signal transduction. The record is from RefSeq and is a predicted model, not a curated record. Gene Ontology annotation, molecular function: transmembrane signaling receptor activity.
GCAGCAGCAGCAGCAGCUGCCAGCUGAACGAGUCGAGCCAGUAGCCAUAUAGUCGAGGAGAUCGGCGGCAUCGUCGGCAGCGAAUGGAGCUUUUGUUCUCGCGCGUAUGCAAUACGCAACUGGUAAUAAGAAAUGUGAUCCGUUCCGUGGCGAAAUGGCAACGAUAGCUUGUUGCUUUUAAUCGCGAAAAAUCGAAAGCGGGAGCUCCUGGUAUGGUGUGUUACACGAAAACAUCACGGAUAUAGGAAAAUGUCGCUGACGGCACGUUCGAUCCAAAGAAAUUCACUGACAAAUAGGUGAAGAUGGAAGAUGAUGCGGACCUCAGAGAACAACUGUUUCACAACACAGUACGGGAGAAUAUCAUAUUCUUCCUUCUGUUUCUGGUCCUGUGCGUUUCGAGUUAUGCAUUGAUCGCGAGGUUCCGGCGAAGGGAUCGCGAGGAUUACUUCUCCGUGGACGAGGACGAAGCGACCGUCUACAAGAUCAGCCUAUGGCUGUGCACCGUUGCACUGGCGGUUUCCGUCGGGGCGACCUUGCUGCUUCCGGUCUCGAUCGCCAGUAACGAAGUGCUCAUUUUGUACCCGAACAGCUAUUACGUCAAGUGGCUGAACAGCUCGCUCAUACAAGGUCUAUGGAAUCAUGUGUUUCUCUUUUCAAAUUUGUCUCUCUUCGUAUUUCUGCCAUUUGCGUACUUGUUCACGGAGUCAGAAGGAUUCGUCGGUUAUAGAAACGUAAGAUCGGGAGUAAUGGCUAGAGUUUAUGAAACCGUCACAGUUCUUUGCCUACUGGGUACACUCGUAUUAGGAAUGACUUACGUGUUAUCGGCACUUGUAGAUUAUCAAAUAUCCAGUCUUCACUUGCUCAACUUGUGGAGUUACUACUUGCCUUUUCUUUACUCUUGCGUUUCUUUCGUCGGAGUCGUUAUGUUGUUGCUAUGCACACCAAUGGGAUUUGUACGGUUGUUCGAAGUAGUCGGUUCGUUUCUCGUUAAACCGCAGUUCCUAAAGAAUUUAGAUGAAGAGUUCUUCGCGUACAGAUUAGAAGAGGAUUGCAUCCGUAGAAGACUACAACACGCGAAAGCGACGGGAAAAUCGUACGUUUCGCCAGUGCCUAUGUCGAUACCGAAUUGUGGUUCUGUGCUUGAAGAGGACGACGAGCUGCUCAACCCAAAUCCGAGCCUGAUGUGCUUGAGGAACGGCGCUCUCCAGCGCGGAUUGUCGCAGCGAUUGGAAGACGUUCAGAAACGGAGGAAGAUCUUGGAUCAGCAAAGGCGGACCUGGUGGGUUCGACGCACCUUGCUCUACCCCUUGGCCAUGCUGGCGCUACUUAUAUUGUCCACUGCCACGGCUCUCCUAGCGGUUCAAAACACGUUAGAGCUGCUGAUCGGUAUCAAAGCGUUGCCCUUGAGCACGAGGCAAUUCACUCUGGGCAUUACUUCACUGUCGAAGCUGGGACCUGUCGGAGCAGCGAUAGAAGUAUCUGUAAUUUUGUAUUUAGCCGUUACGAGCGCGAUAGGUCUGUACACCCUGCCAGGCGUCAGGUCGGUUCGACCUCGGCUUCGUUCCACGCCGCUUACUCAUCUGAUCGCCAACUGCGCUCUUCUUCUUGUACUCAGCUCGGCGUUACCGCUACUAUCUCGAAUAUUAGACACGUUUGUUUCAGGUAUGACGAACUUUGAUUUGCUGGGCGAUUUCGGGCGCAUCGAAUGGCUCGGUAAUUUUAAGCUAGUAUUGUUCUACAAUUUAAUCUUUGCCACGGCCGCGAUCGGUUGUCUGACGACCAAAUUCACGGCUACCGUUCGCAAAGCGCUGAGGAGCAGUCUGAUGGGCAUCUUCAGAGCCGAGGGUAAGAAAAAUUCUCUGGGGAUGUUCUUCGCCGCGAAAGAAGAUUGACUCGAGAAACGAAAACAGAUAUGUAUAUAUAUAUACAUGUGUAUGUGCGUGCGUGUGCGUGUGCGUGUAUAUCUGUCGUUUAAUGAGACUUCAACUUUUAGGGAAAUAAUUGGAUUUGCAUAAUAUUAAUCGCGCGCGCGCGCGCGUGUACGAUAGUUGUAUCAAUUAUUUAUUAUACGAUCGCUAUUUUAAUAAUUAUUUACUGAAAGUAUACUAAUAAUACCAGUCUUAUACAGAAAUGAACGUGAACUCGACGCUAACUCCGAGGCGGCAGUAUUGUGAUAAUAAUAAAAAAGACACGUGUGUACGCGGGUUUAGCGGGAGGACGUAAUCAUUUCUGAACUGUAGUGAAAUAAAAUGAUUUUCUAUGUACGAUACACAUUGACCAUUUCCAUGAUGGAAAGGACACUAGAUUCGAGUGUAUGCCGGUUAGUAAGUAACUGAUUUUCGUUGUUUGUGAACGAGAAAUGGUGCCGUACAGAUAGGCAACGUGCCUAACGUGUUACUCUAACGAUGUAAGGUGAAAUAAGAUCGUUAGUUGACAGACGAUAUACGACGCGCUGUAAAACUCAGUUUUGUUUUUAAACGCGUUUCGAAUGCAUUUUUAUCGAACGACUCGAAUGGUCAAGCUUGUCGUUAUAAAAUCGACUGUUCAAGUCGUAUUCGUAGCGAGUGUAAUAUAUCACGCAUUUUAAGGUAGACACACGCAGCAGACUGCAUGGAUGAUAACAUAUGAAUGAUCUUAAAAUUUUCGUUAUCGUCUCGACUGAUUUUUGUUUCUCGUUGUUAGUUCCGUCGCCGCCAUGGUGGUUUGAACGAUCGAGGAUUUCAAUUAUUUAUUUUAGCUUAAAAAAAGCUCGCUCUUCUGUCGCUUGACCGUGUUGAUACGUUUGCCAUGUUCGUUUAACGAGGUCGAAAUAUUACAACAAUAUUAUGUGAUAUACAUUCAUGUAUCUUGUCAACGAGACAAUACACGGAUAUCGUUAAGACACACACACGAAACAGCGAGAUGUAUAUUAAAUACACGUUUAAUCAGAACAGUAUCUCAGGAUAUUAAAUAAUGCUUAAUAUUUGUUAAUAUAUCACCAGCAAAGUCGUGGUGGACUAUAAAGAAAUCGGACUUUUUUCGCUGGGAGAGUUCUUUAUACACCGAACUACAUGUAAAUGAAUAAAUAAAAGGAAAAAACACUUUCAAAUA